AUGGCUAACUCCUUCAGUUGUGCUACAUUACUCAUCUUUUGCACCUUAACCUUUUCUCCUUUCACUUCUGCUUUCACUACCGAACAUUAUUUUAAUGCACUCUCUAAAUCCAUCUUGUUUUUCGAGGGUCAACGAUCCGGCAAGUUACCAAAUAACCAACGUCUCACAUGGAGGGCUGAUUCCGCCUUACGUGAUGGUUAUUCUGCCAAUGUGGACUUGGUUGGAGGUUAUUAUGAUGCAGGGGACAAUGUGAAGUUUGGGCUGCCAAUGGCCUUUACUACUACUAUGCUUGCAUGGAGUGUAAUUGAAUUUGGGGAUUACAUGAAAUCCGAAUUAGUGAAUGCGAAAGAAGCUGUUCGUUGGAGCUCUGACUAUCUUUUGAAGGCAGCCACAACCACCCCUGGCACGUUAUACGUUCAGGUUGGUGAACCUAAUUCCGAUCAUCAUUGCUGGGAGAGGCCUGAAGAUAUGGACACACCACGUAAUGUAUACAAGGUGUCGGCUCAAAACCCUGGAUCUGAUGUGGCUGCCGAGACUGCAGCUGCAUUGGCUUCAGCCUCUAUUGUGUUUCAACGCUCUGAUCCUUCUUAUUCACAUAAACUACUACAAGCAGCCAUGAAGGUUUUUGAGUUGGCAGACAGGUACAGAGGCUCAUACAGCGAUUCACUUGGUUCUGUUGUAUGCCCAUUUUACUGCUCAUACUCGGGAUACAAUGACGAGUUGUUAUGGGCAGCAGCAUGGAUCCAUAGAGCUUCAAAUGACCCGUCAUACAUGUCUUACAUUCAAGUAAACGGUCAUACAGAUGGUUCUGAUGAUGAUGAUUUUUCCUUUAGUUGGGACGAUAAACGAGCUGGGACUAAAGUGCUUCUAGCCAAAGCUUUUCUUGAAAACAAAGUCAACCAAUUUGUACUCUAUAAACAACACUCGGAUAACUAUAUUUGUUCAUUAAUUCCAGGAUCACCAAAUUCACAGGGCCAAUAUACACCGGGUGGUCUGUUAUACAAACAAGGCGAAAGCAAUCUCCAGUAUGUCACAACCUCAUCAUUUCUGUUGCUGACAUAUGCCAAGUACCUUAACUCAAAUGGUGGUCAUACUACUUGUGGAGGCUCAAUGGUGACAUCCGAGGCGCUUAUUGUACAAGCAAAGAAACAGAUUGAUUACAUAUUAGGUGAAAACCCAAUGAGGAUGUCGUAUAUGGUUGGAUUUGGUAACAGAUACCCGACACGCAUCCACCAUAGGGGAUCAUCUGUACCAUCUGUCCGUGACCAUCCUGAACACAUAUCCUGUGAUGCGGGACAUCAGUACUUCAACUCUGGUUCACCAAACCCGAACUUACUUAUUGGAGCUAUUGUGGGAGGUCCAGAUCACAACGAUAACUAUGGGGAUGAUAGGAGCAAUUAUAGUGAAUCAGAGCCAGCUACUUAUAUUAAUGCUCCAUUUGUUGGAGCUGUAGCAUUCUUCUCAGGACCUUGAAUUGAGUUUUGAUGUUUAACCAAUCAAUGGAUGUUUGAGGAUUGAGAGAUGUUAAUAAUGGCACGUAUGAUCCCAUAUCCUUUAUUGGGGAGUUGAGCUUUUUUAUUUGCAAAUGAAUUAAGUUGUUCUUUGGCGAAUUUAGCCAAGCGUGAAAUAGUAUGAUUUUUAUCAUAUCACUAUCAAAUUAGUGUCACAUUAUAUUUCUUUGACAAACAAUACUCUGUAACUUUCUAGUAGUUCUGGAAGUGAAAUUACACAAAA
Messenger RNA from Erigeron canadensis, 1734 nucleotides. Its product is annotated as endoglucanase CX-like. The transcript is spliced from 5 exons. Gene Ontology annotation, molecular function: hydrolase activity, hydrolyzing O-glycosyl compounds. The record is from RefSeq and is a predicted model, not a curated record. Gene Ontology annotation, biological process: carbohydrate metabolic process. Bases 1 to 1473 code for a protein of 490 amino acids. Lineage: Eukaryota; Viridiplantae; Streptophyta; Magnoliopsida; Asterales; Asteraceae.